Messenger RNA from Dendrobium catenatum, 3076 nucleotides. RefSeq names its product SCY1-like protein 2. The transcript has 16 exons. The record is from RefSeq and is a predicted model, not a curated record. Gene Ontology annotation, molecular function: protein kinase activity; ATP binding. Lineage: Eukaryota; Viridiplantae; Streptophyta; Magnoliopsida; Asparagales; Orchidaceae. Gene Ontology annotation, biological process: protein phosphorylation. Bases 156 to 2837 code for a protein of 893 amino acids.
AGAGGAAUCGUCGGAGAGGUCAGAAGGGUCGGGCGGUGUAGCUGGCCUUUCCUCUUACCUGUAUUUUUUGCCUUAAGAUGUUGAUCCCAGGGAACCCAAACCCGAUUCAAAUUUAGACUUAAUUGCCAACGAUCGCCGGCGGCAGCCUGCCCACCAUGUCCCUGAACAUGAAGAGCCUGACGCAGGCGCUGGCAAAGACUGCCGCCGUGAUCGAGAAGACAGUUCAGACCACAGUGCAAGAGGUGACGGGACCUCGUCCUCUCCAGGACUACGAGCUCCUCCACCAGAUCGGAUCCGGAGGUCCAGGUCUCGCCUGGAAGCUCUACGCCGCGCGGCCUCGCCCCUCUGCACCCUCCACGCAAUACCCUGUCGUAUGCGUCUGGCUCCUAGACAAGCGUGCGCUCUCCGAGGCCCGCACCCGUGCUGGCCUUACUAGGGCUACAGAGGACGGCUUCCUCGACGUUAUUCGCGCUGACGCCUCGCGCCUGUUGCGUAUCCGCCACCCGGGAGUCGUCCACGUCGUCCAGGCUCUUGACGAGAGCAAGAAUGCCAUGGCCAUGGUCACUGAGCCGCUUUUCGCAUCUGUUGCCAAUACUAUCGGCCAGCUGGACAACAUUCCCAAGGUUCCCGCGGAGCUCAAGGGCAUGGAAAUGGGGUUAUUGGAAGUCAAACACGGGCUGCUACAGAUUGCAGAAUCUUUAGAUUUUCUCCAUAAUAAUGCUCAUCUUGUUCAUCGAGCUAUCUCUCCAGAGACCGUGUUCAUUACUGCUACUGGAGCUUGGAAGCUAGGUGGUUUUGGUUUUGCAAUUUCUACUGAUCAAGCCUCUAGUGGCUUGACAGCAACGCAGACUUUUCACUAUCCGGAAUAUGAUGUUGAGGAUUCCAUUUUACCACUUCAGCCAUCUCUCAAUUAUACUGCCCCAGAAUUGGUUCGGAGCCAGUCUAGCACAAUUGGAUCUUCUGCUGAUAUUUUCAGCUUUGCAUGUCUUGCUUACCAUCUGAUUGCUCGGAAGCCGCUUUUGGAUUGCCAUAACAAUGUUAAGAUGUAUAUGAAUAGCUUGUCAUACUUAUCCAGUGAGUCAUUCUCGUCAAUUCCGCCCGAGCUUAUUGUCGAUAUCCAAAGAAUGUUGUCCACUAACAUGUCUUCAAGGCCUAGCGCAUUGGAAUUCACUGGUUCUUCCUUUUUCCGUGAUGACACUAGGUUACGUGCUCUUCGCUUUUUAGAUCAUAUGCUUGAAAGGGAUAAUAUGCAAAAAACAGAGUUUUUGAAGGCAUUAUCAGACAUGUGGAAAGAUUUUGACGCUCGCAUUUUACGAUGCAAGGUGCUUCAACCUCUUUGCGCAGAGCUUCGAAACGUGGUUAUGCAACCUAUGAUUUUACCGAUGGUUCUUACAAUAGCAAAAUCUCAGGAUAAAAAUGACUUUGAACUUUCAACGUUACCUGCUCUAGUUCCUGUGCUGACUUCUGCAUCUGGUGAAACACUUCUUCUGCUUGUGAAGCAUGCUGAUUUACUUGUUGACAAGGCUACUCAAGAACAUUUACAAUCCCAUGUUCUUCCAUUGCUUGUUCGGGCCUAUGAUGAUAGUGACCCACGUACACAAGAGGAGGUUUUGCGGAGAACGCUAACCCUUGCUAGGCAACUUGACAUGCAGACAAACAAGUAUUAUGUAUAUUUCUGGGCUAGUAUAGCAGAUGAAUGCUGUAUGAGUUCAAGAAUUUUAAGAUUAUUGAUUCUCAUAUUUACCACGUCUUGUUUAUUUGCUCCAAGCAUAAAUCCCAUAGUUAUGAUGGUGAGAGUGAAUGCUCUGCGUUGCUUGGGUGAUUUAGUUCCAUCUCUUGAUAGACAAGCUGUGUUGGACAUUUUGCAAACUUUGCAACGCUGCACAACUGUGGACCACUCUGCACCAACUCUAAUGUGUACACUAGGAGUUUUACAUGCAAUUUAUAAGCAGUAUGGCUUAGAAUUUGCUGCGGAGCAUGUUCUUCCCCAAGUCUUCCCACUUCUCAUGGCACAGCAAUUAAGUGUUCAGCAAUUUGCCAAGUAUAUGCUCUUUGUCAAGGAUAUCUUGAGAAAGAUUGAAGAAAAGCGAGGUGUGACUUUAGCCGAAUAUGGAACUUCUGAAGCAAGAGUCUCUCCGUCAUUGUCAAAUGAGCACCAUUCUGGGCCAUAUCCGAAGCAAUGUGGAUCUGUCCAGGACGCAAAGAAGACCACUGCAUGGGAUGAAGACUGGGGCCCUAUAAACCGGCAGAAUGCCACUUCUUCUGCUCCUCUUUCCACUAAACCUUUGCAACCUUCAAUGGCCGUUGUUAACCAGCAAAUAACAUCUAGCUCUCCUGUUGAUGUUCAGUGGCCACCACCACCAUAUACUUCGUCUUCGUCUGUUUUUGUUUCCCAAUCAGUGACUAAUGAUAAGCUGAAUCUGAACUCUGCUACAACUUUUGAUGAUAUAGAUCCUUUUGCCAAUUGGCCGCCCAGGCCAAGUGGCUUCAAUUCCAACAACAACAACAACAACAAUGGUCAUUCAAUCUCCUCUGAUGGGUUUGGUACGCAAAACUUGGACUUUUCAAGCAACAACAAAGUCAUUGGGUCAAAACCUUACCAGGAGAGUGUUCCCUCUAUUAACAAGAAGCAGAGUAGUCUGAAUAAAAUGGUCAGUGGAAAUACUCCUAAUUUGGGCAUUGGAUCAAUAUUUGUUUCAGCAAACAGUACUGCGCCAAAGCUUGCUCCACCUCCAUUAACUGCUAUAGGAAGAGGCCGUGGAAGGAACCAAAUAUCGUUAUCAAGCCAGACAAAGCCGCCCUCAUCUGAACAAUCGCCUAUUUUGGAUUUGCUUUGAAGGGCACCUGCGUUGCAGAACAUUAUAUUAUCUUUCUACUUCAACUGUUUUCAGCAAUAGGAAUUUUGUAAAAAAGGGUCAUUGCUUGUAUUAUUUCAUAAUAUUGAAGUUGGUUGGUUGGGAUAAAAUAAAGGCAACAGAAGCUUUAUGCUGCCUUCAGUUUUUUUUUUUAAUCACAAUUUCCUGAAACAAAAGCUAUUUUUUUGUUCUUAUACGUGAUGGCAGGCUUAAUUUCUAGA